AUGGCCCCCAUCAAGCGCAAGGGCAAUGCCGCCGAGGAGGCGUCAGCCCGCAAUCCUCAGAAACGAGUGCGCGUGGGCACAGAAGAGCUCAAGAAAGACGGCAAAAGCUCUGUCGACUCUGCGCCGAAGGCCUCUGAGCUCACUGUGCUGCGGGAUGAUGAGCCUUCGUUCCCUCGCGGUGGUGGAAGUGUUUUAACCCCCCUUGAACGGAAGCAAAUUCACAUCAAAGCGACAAAAGAUGUUCUCUUCGAGCAGAAGAGCGGCGCCAAAAAAGGACCCAAAGCCGCCGACGACGACGAUUUCGAGGACGAUACGGACAUGGAGGAUGCGGACGACACCACAGCGGUUUCUUCCAAGAAACCCCAGAAGAAGAAAGGAAAAGGCAAAAAGGACGCAAAGACAGAUAAGCGUGAGAAAAAGGGCGUGAAGAUUGAAAGCUUAAGCCCCAAGCGCUUGGUACCGGGGCAAAUGAUUCUAGGACAAGUCUCCAGCAUUACCGCUCAUAACAUUGGGAUUUCCCUUCCGAAUAACCUGACGGGUUACGUGCCUCUCACCGCCGUAUCAAAAACCCUCGAGACUAAGCUGGAGAAAAUGUUGGAGGAUGAGCAAGAUUCGGACGUGGAGGACUUUGACUUGAACGAUUACUUCUACGUCGGCCAAUACCUACGGACUUAUGUUGUAUCUGUCGGAAAUAAGUCUUCUGAUGCCAGCUCAAAAAGUAAGAAACGCAUCGAGCUUACCAUUGAUCCUCGGUCCGCAAAUUCCGGACUUCAAACAUCGGACAUUGUCGUCGACACUGCUGUUCAAGCGUCGGUUGUGAGCGUAGAGGACCAUGGUUUGAUCAUGGACCUUGGUAUUGAAGGCUCCGAUGUGAAGGGCUUCAUGUCGUCCAAGGAAAUUGACCCUAGGACCGAUUACUCCACAAUCAAGGAAGGUUCCGUCUUUCUCUGCAUGGUCACAGGCCAGAAUACGAGUGGAAACGUUAUCAAGCUGUCCGCGAACCUCCAGUCCUCAGGCUCGAUUAAAAAGUCACAUUUCCUCAGCACCGCUCCUACUAUCAACUCCUUCCUUCCUGGAGCCGCAGCUGAGAUUCUCCUGACCGAAGUAUCUUCAACUGGGAUGAUAGGAAAGAUCAUGGGCAUGCUGGAUACUACUGUGGAUUUGGUGCAUUCGAGUGGCGCCUCGGGCAAAACAGAUCUGGAGAAGAAGUACCACAUUGGUGCUAAGAUUAAGGGUCGCCUGCUAUGCACCUUUCCCGGCUCUGAUCCCUACAAGAUUGGGUUCUCCAUGCUCGAUCAUAUUCAGAAAUUCACCACCGAGGGUCAUGGCCCCAAUUCUUCCGAUGACGCACCCGCUAUCUCCGCUGUGAUUCCUGAAACCACAGUUGUCAAAGUCGAUCCGGGUCUUGGUGUCUACGUGAAGAUCGGAGCUACGAAGCACAUUGGAUUUGUUCAUGUUUCACGGCUUGCGGAUGGACAGGUAGAGACCAUUUCCGACGACCAUGGGCCCUUCAAACUUGGCAGCACCCACGAGGCGAGAGUCGUCGGCUAUGGCGCAAUUGACAAUCUCUAUGCCUUGUCAUUUGAGAGGAAGGUUAUCGAGCAACCGUUCCUUCGUCUAGAAGAUAUCACUCUCGGUGCCGUUGUCAAGGUCACUAUUGAUAAGGUGCUUGUGGGAGAAUCAGGAGUAACUGGCCUUAUCGUUUCCCUAGCCGAUGGCAUAACUGGUUUCAUUCCGGCGAUGCAUUUCGCGGAUACGCAGAUACAACACCCUGAGAAGAAGUUUCGGGAAGGACUGUCGGUUUCUGCCAGGAUCUUGUCAGUCAAUCUGGAGAAGCGUGAAGUCCGCUUGACUUUGAAGAAGAGUUUGUUGAACAGUGAGGCGACCGUCUGGAAGGACUACAGAGACAUCACUCCUGGGGCACAGUCUCCGGGAACCAUCAUCAAGAUUAUGCCCAACGGUGCAGUCGUUCAAUUUUAUGGCAACAUUCGUGCCUGGCUUUCUGUGUCGGAGAUGAGCGAAGCCUACAUCAGAGACCCUUCGCAGCAUUUUAGACUCGGCCAGGUUGUCAACGUCCACGCCCUUAACGUCGAUGCACCUCAGGAGAGACUAUCUGUCUCUUGCAGAGACCCAUCGUCCCUUGCUGAAGGCUACAGGACGUCUUUUGAAAACAUCCGCCCCGGACAGCUUGUUACAGGCACUGUGUUUGAGAAGACGGACGAAUAUGUUCUUCUGAAACUAGAUGACUUUGGCGGCCUCGUUGCUCGCUUGGGCCUGGAUCAGAUCUCCGAUGGGUCUAUCAACAAACGUUCCUCGGCCCUUUCCAAGGUUAGAGUUGGCCAGAAACUCAACGACCUGGUUGUCCUCGAGACCCACCGCGCUCAUCGACUCAUCCAUGUAACUGGCCGAAUAAGCCUCAAGAAAGCAGCCAAGGAAGGAAAAAUGCCAAGCACUUUUGAAGACGUCCAAGAAGGGGCUGAGGUGACAGGUUUCGUCAAGAACAUUACCUCAAUUGGGCUAUUCGUGCAGUUCCUGGGUGGACUGACUGGCCUUGUUCCUGCGCGUCUUGUUAGCCUCGAAAAUGCAGCAAAGCCUGAUUUUGGCGUGACCAUCUCACAAACAGUUUCCGCCACAGUCUAUUCUCUCGACAUUGACUACCAAAGGUUCAUCCUUAGUAUGGACCCGUCGCAAACCACACCAGACGGUCCUAAGGAGAGCAGUGCUGUGAAGGAAACCGCACCACCAAAGGAAGCUCUUGUCAACCCAAUUGAUAGCAGCCUGUCUUCCAAGGCCGAUAUCACGGUUGGACGAGUAUUAAAGUGCAAGAUAAACUCUAUCAAAGCAACGCAGAUCAACGUCAAGAUCGCCGACGAUGUUCAAGGCCGCAUCGAUAUUUCCGAGGUGUUUGACAACUGGGAAGACAUUAAGGACAAAAAGCACCCGUUGAAGCAUCUCCAUCCUGGACAAGUUCUCUCGGCCAAGGUUUUGGGUCUUCAUGACGCUCGCAGUUUCACAUACCUCCCCAUCAGUCACCGUGCCGGAAAGCACCACGUCUUCGAGCUCUCGAUGAAGCCCAAAACUAUCGAGGCAGAAAGGCUUGCGCCAUUGUCGAUUGAGAAGAUUCAAGUUGGCUCCUCAUACUUUGGUUUUGUCAACAAUUUGGCCGAUGACUUAUUUUGGGUCAGCUUGUCGCCCAGUGUCCGUGGAAGAUUACGGUUUAUAGAUUCGUCCAAUGAUCUUUCUCUCCUGAGCGACGUACAGAAGCACUUUCCUAUCGGCUGCGCAUUGAAGCUUAAUGUGACGGGGGUUGAUGCUGCAAAGGGCCACAUUGAUCUUUCCGCGCGUGAAUCAACCGAUAAGCUGUCGUUCGAAGACCUGUCCGCUGGUAUGAUUUUGCCAGCGCGCGUUACAAAAGUCACAGAGAGACAUGUGGUUUUGCAACUCAACGAUACAUUAGUUGGCGCGGUCGAGUUGAUUGACAUGGCCGACGACUUCUCCAAGGCCGAUCCUAAUGCCUACCAAAAGAACGAAGUUGUCCGCGCAUGUAUCAUUGAUGUCGAUAAGUCUAACAAAAAGAUUUCCCUGUCUCUGCGGCCGUCAAAGGUGCUGAGCUCUUCCCUUACCGUUCAAGACCCGGAAAUUACUUCAAUCAAGCAGCUCAAGGCCAACGACGUCGUCCGCGGUUUUGUACGUCGGGUUGCUGAUGGUGGUCUCUUUGUGACCGUUGGCCAGAACGUCGUCGCUUUUGUACGAAUUUCUGAUCUUUCGGACUCAUAUUUGAAAGAGUGGAAAGACUCCUUCCAGAUUGGCCAGCUAGUCAAGGGCCGUGUCACUGUUGUGAACCCGGACCAAAACAAGCUGCAGAUCAGUCUGAAAGACUCUGUUCUGGACCCUAAUUACAAGGCCCCCCUUACCCUCAAUGACCUGAAGCCUGGCCAGACGGUUACUGGUAAAAUCCGCAAAGUCGAACAAUUCGGCGCAUUUAUCGUGGUUGAUGGAUCUAGGAAUCUCAGCGGUCUUUGCCAUCGUACGGAGAUGGCCGACAACCGUGUCGAGGACGCAAGGACACUUUACGAGGAGGGGGAUGCCGUUAAGGCGAGAGUUCUCAAGGUUGACCGUGAUGAGGGGAAGGUCUCCUUUGGUCUGAAGGCCUCUUAUUUCAAGGACGAGGAAGAUGAGAGCACUGGUGACGAGGAUGACGGCGUCAGCCUCGACGGGCUUGGUGGCGUUGAAUUGGGAAGUGAUGAAAGUGACGAGGAUGACGACAGCGACGUCUCAAUGGGUGGUGUUGACCUCGAUGAAGAGAGUGGCAGUGAUGAGGAGGAAGACGAAGACGAGGAUGAAAGUGACGAGGAAACCACUAAACCUAAGCAAAUCCGAAAGGGCGGACUCGGCUCAUCCAGUUUCGACUGGAAUGGUAACGCUCAGGAUGACGAAGACGAAGCUAUGCGCUCUGAUUCCGAUGGCGAGAAUGAGGGGCCGCAGAAGAAGAAGAAGCACCGCAAGCCAGAGAUCCAAGUCGACCGAACUGGUGAGCUAGAUGCCAACGGGCCACAGUCCGUAGCCGACUACGAGCGACUUCUGCUUGGUGAGCCUGACUCGUCUCUCCUUUGGCUGAAAUACAUGGCAUUCCAGCUCGAAUUGGGCGAGGUUGAGAAGGCGAGAGAAAUCGCCGAGCGUGCCCUCCGUACCAUUACCAUUGGUCAAGAUGCGGAAAAGCUAAACAUUUGGGUCGCGAUGCUCAACUUGGAGAACACGUACGGCGAUGACGAUACUCUAGAGGAAGUCUUCAAGCGUGCUUGUCAAUACAAUGAUACGCAAGAAAUCUAUGAGCGUUUGACCAGCAUCUAUAUCCAGUCUGGAAAGAACGAGAAAGCGGACGAUCUCUUCCGAACGGCCCUCAAGAAGAAGGUCUUCCCGUCGUCGCCCAAGUUCUUUAUCAACUACGCUAGCUUCCUCUACGAUACCAUGGCCGCACCGGACCGUGCCCGUGGCCUGCUUUCUCGCGCCCUCCAGUCCCUCCCCUCUCACACGCACAUCGAAACGACAUCCAAAUUCGCACAGCUCGAAUUCCGCUCCCCCAACGGUGACGUUGAACGUGGCCGUACCGUGUUCGAGGGCCUUCUCUCCUCCUUCCCUAAGCGCGUUGAUAUCUGGAACGUCCUUGUCGACCUCGAAAUCAAGAAUGGCGACGCGGAGCAGGUGCGCCGCCUAUUCGAGCGGGUGCUUGGCAUUCGUGACGCUAAGAAGGGCGGCAUGGUUAUUGAGGAUGGCAAGAAGCUCCGACCCAAGCAGGCUCGCUUCUUCUUCAAGAAGUGGCUUGAUUUCGAGGAGAAGGACGGUAAUGAGAAGAUGGUGGAAGAGAUUAAAGCUAAGGCUGCUGAGUAUGUCAAGUCUUUGCAGCAGGAAUAG
Aspergillus calidoustus is the source of this 5412-nucleotide messenger RNA. The record is from the annotation of a GenBank genome assembly. NCBI's taxonomy places the organism in Eukaryota, Fungi, Ascomycota, Eurotiomycetes, Eurotiales, Aspergillaceae.